AUGGCAACGACACUUGGUUGUCCAGAAUUUUUUAAGAAACCCGAAGAACUAGCAAAACGUACAGAAAAGUAUUUUCAUAAAAUUGUAAGCAAACCAUCUGUUACCGCGCGCUAUUUUGACGCCGGAGAUAAUGUUAAGGCCGAUCGAUACAGGUUGCGUCCUUUGGAAGGCUGA
Funneliformis caledonium is the source of this 174-nucleotide messenger RNA. Lineage: Eukaryota; Fungi; Glomeromycota; Glomeromycetes; Glomerales; Glomeraceae. The record is from the annotation of a GenBank genome assembly.